Molecule: messenger RNA, 1177 nt
Organism: Laetiporus sulphureus 93-53
Lineage: Eukaryota; Fungi; Basidiomycota; Agaricomycetes; Polyporales; Laetiporaceae
Product: lysophospholipase
Exons: 7
Coding region: 82-1023 (313 amino acids)
Cellular component (GO): membrane
Molecular function (GO): lipase activity
Source: RefSeq, a predicted model, not a curated record
ACGCAGGCGCCGGUCCCCUGGCAUUACUGUCUCCUUUGCAUUUGUCGCUCUACGUUCUGCGAUCACGAAACCAUAUACCAAAUGUCUGAUGCAAAGCCGUACACAGAGGCAUGGCUUCCCGGGCCAGACGGUCACCAGUUUUACACCCGUACCUAUCGCCCAAGGGAAAGCCCGCACGCAGCGGUGGUGUUCAUUCAUGGAUUCGCAGAGCACGUAGCUCGACACGAGCACGCACACAGCAACUGGGCGACCAAGCACACGCUCGUAUUUACAUUUGACCAGCGCGGCUUCGGGAGGACAGCACUGGACCCCGAGCGACGCAGCAAGGAUGCCUCGUACGGGAAGACGUCGCACCAGCAGCAGAUGCGCGACAUCGAAUGGUGGGUGCGGCAUGUGAAGAGAGACUACCCUGAUCUGCCACUCUUCUUGUUUGGACACUCCAUGGGAGGCGCACUGGUCCUGGCAUUUCCCACCCAGACAGAGCCGCCGCCGUCAAAGGAUACCGUCGAGAUGCUCUCUGGGGUCAUCGCGUCGAGCCCGCUCAUCCUUCAGACUACGCCCCCGCCGCGACUCCUGCGCAAGGUCGGCGGCGCCGCUGCACUGGUCGUCCCGUGGAUGCCAUUCCCGGCGAAGGUGCCGCCCGAGGAUCUCUCUCACGAUCCUGUUGUGAACAACGCUAUUGGUUCGGAUCCACUGAUCAAAGAGUACGGAACGCUGCGUGGGCUGGCUGAUAUGCUUGACAGGGGCGAGAAGGUGCUCUGGUUCGGCUAUCAGUACUGGCCGAAGAAGUUGCCUAUCCUCAUUGUCCACGGCACGGAUGACAAGGUCACAUCUUACAAAGCGUCCGAGGAGUUCUUCGGCAAGAUCGACGCAGAAGACAAGAAGCUGUCGUUGUACCCGGGUGCAUAUCACGAAAUCAUGAACGAGCCCGACGGUGUCAAGGAGAAGUUUUGGGACGAAUGCGUUGCGUGGAUCCACGAACACAUACCAAAGCAGAGCGACCCGCAGCUGGCCAAGCUCUGAUGGCGGCGGAUUGACGGUGCUGUUGCGAAGGAGUUGACGCUUCACUUGACACGUCUGGCUGUAUCUGUCUCGCGCGAUGAUUUUGAACAAUCAUCCCUGCGCUGUAUUUGUAGUAGAUAGAAUGGAUCAUUUCCGUCGCGUUUCAGGAUGAGGA